Messenger RNA from Lucilia cuprina (Australian sheep blowfly), 3373 nucleotides. RefSeq names its product protein CBFA2T2 (gene nvy). The record is from RefSeq and is a predicted model, not a curated record. Gene Ontology annotation, molecular function: transcription corepressor activity. Bases 1296 to 3227 code for a protein of 643 amino acids. Gene Ontology annotation, biological process: negative regulation of DNA-templated transcription; DNA-templated transcription. NCBI's taxonomy places the organism in Eukaryota, Metazoa, Arthropoda, Insecta, Diptera, Calliphoridae. Gene Ontology annotation, cellular component: nucleus. The transcript has 9 exons.
AACGUAAACACGUUAGUGCGGAAAAACACUUUAGCACUACAGCCGGUUAUUGUUGUUGACGUUAAGAUAAUUAACUAACAACAACAGCAGCAGCAAAAUAAACAAUAAUAUCCACACAGUUGGUUGCAAGUAGCAAGUGUUUUCAAUAUUUAUUUUAACGAACAACGAGAGCAAAAAUUUGUUUGAAACGAACAAUUGAAUAAACAGAAAACGUGCUGCAGCGGCUGCUAAAACUUCCACUACGUCUGGUCUGUCAGAGUAUCAUCGUACUAUGUUCGAUAAACUGAGGGUAGGUCGGUUUUAGGAAAGAAAGAAAGAAUUUUUGUUUGAUGAGUUUUUGCAUAAACAAAAACUCGGACUGAUUACUUGUGUGCGUAUGUGUUUUGGAGUGUUUAGAAUAAGUUGAACAAAAAUUCCAAUGGGCGCAUUUAGUCGCGUUGCAAACGUUGACACAACCGGUCGUGUUAAACGGAUGUUUUUGAAAUAAACUAUUUAAGUGAAACAUUUUCAACUUUGAGCAAAAAAAUAAAAAUCUUAUAAGAAUUUUUAAAAUAAAUUGAAAAGAAGUGUUUUAAAAUAAAAAAAUAUUAACUGAAUAAAUUUUAAAUAAAAGAGAUUUUUUAAAGAAAAUUUAAUUAAAAUUUCAACAUCCUUUUACUUUGCUGUUUAAUAACUUCCAAGAGAAAAUAAAACAACUUGAUUUAUCAACACUGAUUCAAGGUUGUAUUUGAUAACAGCACGUGCUGCUUGCUAACGGUAUUUUCUUGUUUAUUUGUUUGUCGUGUUUUUUCUAUAUUAAUUCCAUUCGCUUUGUGUUUGUAGUAAGUGUGUGCAAAUUAGAUUCGCGUGAGCAAAUUAUACCGUUGUAUAAGUGUUUUGUUUACAUUUUGUUGUUAUUCUUACUUUAAUCAUUAUUUCAAUCUAACAAAAGAGAAAAAAAAUCAACGACCAAAACCAAUUAAAUUGAAAUAAUUCUCAAGCGUUUAAUAAAAUUUAAAUUUCAAAUAAAUGAAUGAAAAAAAAAAUGUUUACGUUUUAAAUGCAAAAAAAAUGUGGGUGUUUAAAGAUUUUAGUCGACUUUAGAAAAGCAGUAAUUAAAAAAAAGGAUUUUUUUGGUGUAAAAUAAUAUAUUAAUUUAUGUCACUGUUCUGCUAAUUAAUGGAAUUACUGGUAUUGGAUUUAAAUUACAAAAGAGAAAAUUUCAUUUAGAGGAUCUUCCUACGAUCUUUGUGAAAGUUUGUUAUGGUAAAUACUUCUUUGACUUCAAUUAAUUCAACUUAAAUUUUCUAAAAAUUAUGGCUCUCGACGGUAAAACGAUUAUAAAAGAAGAAAUAACAGACAAAGACGCCUAUGAGGCUUCAGCAUCAGCUACACGUAGAACUAAAGCCACUUCAAAUUCUUCCAGCAGCAGUAAAGAUUCCAAUACAACCACGUCGAACGGCAACAAUUCCAAUCCUUGUACCAAUCCCACCGGUACAAUCAAUAACUCGCGUUCCUGCCGCACACCCGACUCACCCGAAUCUGCCAGAGCUGUAGCGCCACGCUCACCCAUGUCUCCGCAAUUGCAUCAACAUCACUCCAGUUUGGCACCGCCGCCCAGACCAAAUCGUAAUGCUAGUGCUUCACCGGUUAUAAAUGGUGCAACUACCACACCGCCGCCCCAACCGUCGGUACAGAGUGCACAGGCAGCUGUAGCAGCGGCUGCAGCAGCAGCUGCCCAUGUCGAACAGGCUCGUUUGUUGGGUAAAAUACGUAAAUUUUUAGGAUCUCUAGUGCAAUUGGCUCAAGAUGUUCAUCCCGAUGUUAGUGAUCGUGUUCGAGCUUUAGUUCUUUCUUUGGGUAGUGGUGGCAUAAGUAUCGAUGAGUUUCGUAUGGCUCUGCAGGAGGCCAUUAAUUUGCCAUUAAGGCCUUAUGUCAUUCCACUAUUAAAGAAUCACAUUUCUUUGCUGCAACGAGAAAUUGUGGCCUUGGCUCGUGCCACCAAUCAGACUACUCUGCAAUAUGUAACCACCAAUGAAAAUUCGGUAAUGGAAUUUUCUCCUCACGGCCCACCAGCUGAAUACAGUGACAUUUUUGUGCAAAUUGACAGUCAAUCUAAUGGCAAUACGGCCACAAGUCUGGUAUUUAAAAGACGUCCUUCGGACACUUUAAUGGAGCCACACGGUCACAAUGGUGCUCAAGAAUGGAAUGAUUAUAUGGCCGCUUAUCCACCAGCCAAACGUUUACAUGCCCAUAAUCCCCAUCCCUCCCAAAGUGAAUCACGCAUACCAUUUGCCUCCGCCCAACCAACCAUAUUCGAUUAUUCCACUUCUGGAGCAAAUGCAGCACAAAGCGAAGGUUCAUUUAGUAAUCUAAUGGAUAAGACCAAUCAUCGAGAUGAACGUGAUCUUAGAUCCUCCGUUAAUGCAGAUGCCGCCUCGCAUCGCCCUUUGGCUCGUUCGGUUAUGCCUACCGCUAGCAGUGGUCCGGGUGGUGGUGGACCUGGUGGCUCUUCGGGGGCCCAGGGUGAGGAGGAAUGGAAAAAUAUACACACUAUGUUGAAUUGUAUUUCCGCCAUGGUGGAUAAAACUAAACGAGCUAUAACGAUACUACAGCAGAGAGGCGUUGAACCGCAACAGCCCAAUUAUGGUGAAAUAACACCGGCAACUCUAAUGGAAAUACGAAGGCAAACCGAAGAAAAGGUGGCCGAGUUCAAACGUAAUGCAGAGGAUGCUGUUAAUCAAGUCAAACGACAAGCUGUCAUUGAAAUCCAAAGAGCCGUUGUGGCAGCCGAGACUCGUGCCGCCGAAGUUAUGGCCCAGGAACGUUUACGCAUGGAAAAGUUUUUCGUUGAAAUGAGUCGACAUUCCGGCAGCGAAAGAGAAAUCGAUAAUAAAUCACCCUCCAUUGCCGCCAGUCAAAAUGCCUGUUGGAAUUGUGGUCGUAAGGCAACGGAAACUUGUUCGGGUUGUAAUUUAGCACGAUAUUGUGGUGCUUUCUGUCAGCACAAGGACUGGGAACAUCAUCAUCAGAUUUGCGGCACCACACGAACAACUGAUCUAUCGACAAAGCACGCUUCCCAAGUUAUACCCCUAACGGCUAAUAUACGCGGCGCAUUAACACGUUCACCACCCACACCCUCACAACCGCCAGCCCAUUCACAGGCGGCACAAAAUCAAGCAACAUCAACAGCAUCUAACGCACCGCAGCCGAGUUCAUUGGUGGCCAAUGGCAUCGGUUCCAAAUGACGUAUUCGCAUGAUGAAACCCAAAAAGAAAUAUAUGUGCUAGUCAAAUUAAAUACACACAAACACACACCCACACACAAAAUACAACCACAACUAUUAUUAAUUAAAUUAAAACAAAAAAAAAACAAUUAUUAAAAAAUACUUAAA